AAUAGUAGCUUCGAUCACAGUGGCAGCAGCACUCAUUUACAGAAGCAGCUUCAGGCUUUUCCCUCCUUCAUGGUGCAGUAGCAGCACUCAUCCACAGGGGAAAAGCUUGAGCCUUUUCCCUCCCUCACAGUGUAGCAGCAGCGACGACAUUCUCUAAUUUGGGCAGGAGGUUCGGCCUUCAUUUUUUUCUUUUUUUGAAGCAAUUUGAUGCCUGGGGCAGCAUCGAUCCACCCACCGGAGCAAUAGCCAUCGCCCACCAGAGCAGCAGUAUCCUUCAAAUUGCAGCAGCCUUGUCCGUUGUUUGACAGUAGCUUCAAUCAAACGUCGAAAAGGCCAGACAAUUCUUACGCUUCCCAUUAAUUCACGUGCGGUCAUCUUCUUCAUUGGAGGCUAAAGAGCUUUAACUUGUGGUGCUUGAGUCAACCAAUAGUCCCUAUGCCAUCAAAGGACUUUCUCACCUACCUUCAUUAGAGAUGCCUAAGCUUUGUGAGUACAUGACCUUGGAAGCAGAAGUUUCAUCAGCUGCGAGUAACGUUGGAUCUCUUCAGUCUUUAGUGCCCAAACCAUGUGACAGAACAUGCAAUACCAACUCCAGGAUGCUAAGUCAUUACAAGAUGGGAGCCUUAGCAAAUGUAGUGUCAUUAGCAAAAAAUGACUAUUGUUGUCCUUCCAACAUGAUCAUGCCCUUAUUGAGUUGUAACUCAUCAUAUGCAAAUCCACUAGAUAGCAGACAACAUCUAGAUAUGUCGAAGUUAAGGUAUGAUGGAAAAGGGAAUUUGAUUUCAGCUCUUAAACUUGACCGCCUAUUAAAGUGGACAUAUGGACUUAGAAGAAACUAACUAUUGUACUAAAAUAAUGGGAUCGACUUGGCAUAUUUGUGUUCCUUUGGAGGUAAAUGAUAAAGAAAAAGUUUUAAUUGCUGCCUAUCUUUGUGUUUGGCUUAGCAAAUUUGUUAGAGUUGGAACUUUCAAAGCCACAGCAUAAAUGGCAAUUGGAGUU
This is a messenger RNA of Rubroshorea leprosula, 999 nucleotides long. NCBI's taxonomy places the organism in Eukaryota, Viridiplantae, Streptophyta, Magnoliopsida, Malvales, Dipterocarpaceae. The record is from the annotation of a GenBank genome assembly.